CAUGUCCUGCUGGACCAAUGGGCGGUGAUGAUCCGCGCGCGCGCGUUGUCAUUGGCGAAGUGCACACGAGAGCAGCGCUGGUGUUGACGGUCCGUGAGUGGAUUCUGCUUGAAUAAUAUUACUGACCUACAUCUCCGAGACAGGCCUGCACAUUUGAGCAAAAAUUUUGGUCGAAACGGUGAGCGCGCGAAACGAAACUGCAGGCAGGAUGAGCAAAGUACAGGGCGGCAUGAAAUGUGUCAAAUACCUUUUGUUCGUCUUCAACUUCAUAUUCUGGCUGUCGGGCUCACUGGUGUUGGCUGUGGGAUUAUGGUUGAGGUUUGACCCAGACACGGUCAACCUCUUAGCCGAAAGUGGUGCCCCUGAUCACUUCUUCGUUGCGGUGUACAUCUUGAUCGGAGCAGGAGGUGUCAUGAUGUUGGUGGGGUUCUUCGGAUGCUUUGGGGCCAUGAGAGAGUCACAGUGUCUUCUGGGAUCGUUUUUUGCUUGCCUUCUGGUGAUCUUUGGCGCAGAGGUCGCUGCUGGAGUCUUUGGCUUUUUGAAUAAGGAACAGAUCAUUCAGGAUGUAAAAAUCUACUAUAAGGAUGCUAUGGGAAGUAACGGGACUAUUGCCUCCACGUAUCACAAUGUGCUGAAGUGCUGUGAUUCUAAAUCCUCUCUCUCUGCUGAACUGUGCACUGAAAAAAAGGAGUGUGACACAGCUAUAGAAGAGUUCUUCAAUGAAAAACUCUUCAUAAUUGGAUACGUUGGGAUUGGCAUUGCUGGAAUUAUGAUAAUUGGCAUGAUCUUCAGCAUGGUUCUUUGCUGUGCUAUUCGAAACAGCAGAGAAGUUAUUUAGGCACCUCACAGUUCCCCUCGCCCAAUUGGACUGUUUCAAAGCCCACCUUCUUUGACCUCAUCAGACCAUCACAUUCAGGCUUGGGAGCAGGGUGGAGGAACUCCCAUGAGGCAGUGUGGGUCUUGUGGUACUGUUUUGUGAAAAGCAUUAUGUCUCUUUUCUGUUCUUUGCAUUGUUUGAAGAUGACCUCCACUGCAUGGACUGCUACUGUAACACCAUUAACCUUUAUAUUUAUUUAUUACUGAAUCAUCACAAGGGGUACGUAGUGUACAUCUCUUGAACUUGAUCUCCUGUAAUAGAGUUCUCACAUCUUGAGUCCUUCUUUGGUCCAGACUUUCACAGUGAAUUGGGCAUUUACUUACUGAUGUAAAUAAGCUCUCUGAUGCCUCUUACUGAUCAACUUAUUUUCAUGUUAUUUUUAAUGUUAUUUAUUGUGUGAACUAGACCAGUGCUGAUAGAUAAUGGGUCAUAUGCUUAUUGUUUUUUGCUGGUUAUUGUAAUUUUGCCACAUCAUAUAGAUACUGAAUGAAGCCAAGGAGUGGAUGUGUAUGAUUAAAAACCUCUGACACAAACAGAUUGUCACGCUUAAAGUCAGCAUGAACUCAAAAUUAAACCUACUUGAUUUAGUAACGUUUCUGGUUCUAUUGUGAAAGAUUCAUGAAUGCGUGAUAUUCCAAAGAAAAACAAUUAGCUUCAUAAUUUUUCAUCAAAAUGCUCUUUUUCUGGAACCUUUUGAGUUUGCUGCUAUUUUGUAGGCUAUUGGUUAAUGUUAACCAAUAAACAAAUACCUAAUUAGGCUACUGUUGUAGGCCACCUUUUUAAAAUCUUGCAAAUAAUAAUUUAAUGUUGAUUAAUGGUAAUGUAAUAAAUAUUACAGCAGUAAUAGCAAAUAUAUAUUUGUAAAAAUGGUGUUAUUGCUGAGAGGAAACUCAACCUUCAGACUCCAUGUUCCGCUCUUCAAAAUUGUUUGAUUCAUGUUGACUUUUUCCAAGUGUGGCAUUUGUUUAAAUUUUUAAGUAUGCUACCCUGGUUUAUACAUAUUACCACUAUUCUACCAUUGCUUCUUUUUAGUCAUCUGUUCAGGAAUACGACCCACUAGUUUUAUUGAUCUAUGUGCCUUUAUAACUGACAAAGUCCCAUUUGCAGUUACAGUAAUAUGCACAUUUGUGUUUGUAGUUCCUCUCAACUUCAGAUUUUUUUUUUUUUUUUUUUUACUCUUUUAUAGCAUUGUGCUGCAUGUAAAUAGCUUUGGAAUGAGAAAAUAUGGGCACAGGGCAAUAACCCCUGAACAAUAUUAAAACAGCUCACAAGUAAACAUUCGUUUUUAUUUUUGCAAUGUUGAAUAAACAAUUUCCAUUGAACAGAAAUUAAUAAGUUGCAUUGAAGUGUCAUUGUGGAUUGAUGUUAAUACUGUAGUCAUAACAUUAUAGCACUUAAAUAUACAGCCUUUUGCUCAAGGCCAAGUCCCUUUGUGAAAAGUUUGUAAAUUGUGUUAAUUUAAGGCAAACACAUGACCUGAAAAUAAUGACCUAUGCUUUAGGAUUAGAAAUCUCAGGAAGCUACAGUUGUAACACAUGCUGGUCCAUGUAAUGGAAGGAAAAAUAAAUGCAAGUCUACAAAAUUGCAAAAUAUUGCAUAAAUACGAUAUGCAUCAAAUGUUGGUCUGUUUUUAGGUAAUCAUCAAGAUAAUCUUGAAUUUUAGACUGCACCUCACAUCCCCAAAAUCAGUUCAAAAACAAAAUUGAGCACGAUGGAGGGCAUGUGCAUCUGAUGGAACAAAAUGGAAUAAAAGUCAAUGACAUUCCUUAAAACUAUUAACAAUUUAGAGUUACAAGGUCUGAAGGCUUCAAAAGCAUUAAGUAACCCAAUUGUUUAGACACUAAAAACAGUGACGAACAGAAAGAAAUGAAUUCCAAGUUGGAGGAAAAAAAAAAAAAAAAAAAAGAAA
Messenger RNA from Ctenopharyngodon idella (grass carp), 2786 nucleotides. It is a transcript of the gene tspan2a, whose product is annotated as tetraspanin 2a. Gene Ontology annotation, cellular component: membrane. The record is from RefSeq and is a predicted model, not a curated record. The transcript is spliced from 8 exons. The coding region runs from base 209 to 838 and encodes 209 amino acids. NCBI's taxonomy places the organism in Eukaryota, Metazoa, Chordata, Actinopteri, Cypriniformes, Xenocyprididae.